Molecule: messenger RNA, 1855 nt
Organism: Malus domestica (apple)
Lineage: Eukaryota; Viridiplantae; Streptophyta; Magnoliopsida; Rosales; Rosaceae
Source: RefSeq, a predicted model, not a curated record
CUCACCGAGUCACCACCACGACAACGAACAACAAAAACAAAAAAUAAAAACGCCGAGAAAUACUGGAAAAAAAGAAAAAAAACCGCGAUGAGCGAUCAGCAUCCACGGUUGAACCACCUCCGCAGCACCUCCCAGCUCCUCCGACAAGCCACGACGUCGUUCGCCGGCAACCUCUUCACCUUCGUCUUCCUCUCCCUCCUCAUCUUCUCCUUCCGUACGGUCAUCGAAAAUGGGACCCACCUCCUCACAUCCUUCGUCGACCGCGACCCUUCUCUCAAAUCCCUCCUCUCCCGCCUCGAUCUCGCUGGCGCCGGAAAUCCCAACCACCGGUCUCCCCGAUCUCCGGCCGAGUCCCCUUCUCCAAUCACUCUCCGCCGCCGACACCGCCCAUUUCUCCACCUCACCCGGGUCGGAACCUUAGACGAGGAUUUCUUCUCCGGUGAUGACGACGACGCCCGCUCCCUCUUCGGCCCCAAUCGGAUCGCCCCCAUCCUCAUUUUCUCCUCCUCCUCUCACUCCACCUCCAAAUUAGGGUUUAAUGGAACUUACGGGACUAGGGUUUCUGAAAUUGUGCGCUCCGGCCUCACGUUCAAGGCCGAGAAAUUCACCAUUUCCGAUGAUAGUGCUAGAGACAGAGAUAGCGACGGAGAUAGCAAGGACCGAGAAGAGAAAGGCGGCGAUGAAGACAUGGACAAUCGGGCUGUCGAUUUGCAAUUCUUCAUCAAGGGAUUGGAGCUAGGUCGCCAGGACGUGGCGACGUUGUUCUUCCUUGAGUUCUUAUCCGCAGCUUACGGUUGGGUAAUUCUAGGGUUUCUUGUAACGUAUUCAUGGGUUCUUGGCAUUGUUUUUACCACAGUUGUGAAUGAUCUGAUCGGGCGGUUUACUUCGUUUAUUGGUCUGGUUUGGGAUGGGUCCAGAUUGGGCAUCAAGAGGCUCUCUGGGUUCAUUCUCAUGAGGUGGGCGGUGAGAGAUGCUCUCACUCAGCUUCUGGGAUUGUGGUAUUUCAGCGAAAUUGAGGACCAGUACUCUUUUUUCAAGCUAUUUAUCAGGUUAAAGUUGAUGCCUUUUUCGGUUAUGCCUCCCUGGAUUCGAGGUUAUGAGAAGGAGAUUACUGGGUUUUUGUUUAUGUGGUACUUCUUGGAUACAUUGGUGGCAUUCGUAUUUUCUGUCGAUGCAUGGGUUGCCAUAGUGGAUUCAAGGAAGAGUGGGAGAGAGAUUGUCAAGGAAGGCUGUCAUUUAAUGUUGUCAAUGUUGAGCCAAGCUAUCCAAAUUAAGUGUUUAGAAUCUAUAUUUUGUGGGGGAUCUGUAAGAUGGGCUUUAACUCGAAUUUGUGGAAGAUCGUUUGCCAAGCUCUUUCAGUCGACUGUGGAAGUUUACUUUAUGGUGGCUUGGCUCAUAUUUUACUUUGCAGCGAGGGCGAGGAGUAGAGAUGCUAGUUCUCAGGGGGAGAGGAUUGGAGCCCUAGAUUGAGGGCCUUAGAUACUUGGCAGUAUUGGCUUGCAGUUUUUCUUGCAGACUUCGAUUGUAACACUACAUUACUGGUAAUCUUUCAGUGCUCCGUGUUCCUGCUUUGGAUUCCCUGAUAUUCCGCACUGCCAUUGUUUGGUGUAGUUUGCUAGACAGAUGUUGUUGCAUGUACUUUACCUCAAGGCAGUAUACAAUCUGUGUAUUGCCUUGCACAAGAAUACUUCAUGUGUAAAUGACGUUGCAAUCAUUGUUUUAAUUCUCUGCAUUGUAUGUUACUUUUGAUGAUGAUAAUGAAAGAAAUCAGAGUCGUCAGUGUGAGACUGACUUAGAUUGUUGUAGUAUUGAUCUUUCUGUCGCUUUAUUAUGGAAGAAAUUCUUUUUAAAGAUA